This is a messenger RNA of Rhineura floridana, 1974 nucleotides long. RefSeq names its product exo/endonuclease G (gene EXOG). Gene Ontology annotation, cellular component: mitochondrial inner membrane; nucleus. The record is from RefSeq and is a predicted model, not a curated record. The coding region runs from base 138 to 1280 and encodes 380 amino acids. NCBI's taxonomy places the organism in Eukaryota, Metazoa, Chordata, Lepidosauria, Squamata, Rhineuridae. Gene Ontology annotation, molecular function: nucleic acid binding; 5'-3' exonuclease activity; RNA endonuclease activity. Gene Ontology annotation, biological process: apoptotic DNA fragmentation. The transcript has 6 exons.
GGACUCGUUUGGCGCGCUUUAUCUUCCCUUCAGAAGGCGGAGCGAAGUGACGAGGCUCUGCAAGACUGCCAGAGAAGGCGGAGGAGGGGAAGGGUUUGUUUUCCCGCCUCCCUCGCCUCUCUUUCAGACGGGUUAUUAUGGCGGAGUCAUCAGGCGCCCGCUUCGCCCGGAGCCGCUUCUUUGGCGGCUUUGCGUGCGGGGCGGCCCUGGGAGCUGCACUCUCCAGUUUGGCCGCCAUGAAGCUCCUCAGGGAGCCUCAUCUCCCACCCAGGUCCCGAAGGAGCGCCGCCCCCCCGCCCUUGGAAAAACAGCCGCCGACGCCGCCGUCUCGGGAGGAACUCAUGACAGAGUCUGUGUUGGAAAAGUAUGGAUUUCCUGCAGCUGGAACACAGAUCAGAUAUUACACCAAUCAUGCAUUAUCUUAUGAUCAGGCAAAACGAGUACCUAGAUGGGUGAUUGAACAUAUUUCCAAACACAAGACUUUAGGCAACGCAGACAGACAACAUUGCAAAUUUAGGCCAGAUCCUAGCAUCCCUUCAAUGUUCAGUGCCAUGAAUGAAGACUACAUCGGCAGUGGCUGGUCACGAGGCCAUAUGGCCCCAGCAGGGGAUAACAAAUACUCACCAAAAGCCAUGGCAGAAACAUUUUAUUUGUCCAACAUUGUUCCUCAGAACUAUGAGAAUAAUGCUGGAUUCUGGAAUAGAAUAGAAAUGUAUUGCCGGGAACUGACUGAAAGAUUUGAAGACGUCUGGAUUGUUUCUGGACCUUUGACAUUAUCUCAAGUGGACGAUGAUGGGAGGAAAAAGGUUGUUUAUCAGGUAAUUGGAAAAGAUGAUGUAGCUGUACCUUCGCAUCUUUACAAAGUGAUUCUUGCCAGGCGAAGUGAAACAUCCACAGAUCCUUUGGUGCUUGGGGCCUUCAUGGUACCCAACGACCCUAUCAGCUUUGACCACCAGUUGCUGGAAUUCCAAGUUAGUAUUGAAGACCUGGAGAGAACGUCAGGCCUUGUUUUCUUCCCACAAGUGAAUAAAGCUAAAGAUGUUAGAAAUAUUUGCGAGGUUGAUACUUGUAAGCUGAUUGACUUGGAGGAGUUCACUUUGUACAUCACCACUCGAAAGCUGCAGAGCGCAAGGACAUUGGAAAGGUUGGGAAAGAUCAUGUCCGAGUUACAGGAAAAAGGAAUUAAGCCCAAUGACUAUCUCUUAAAGGUUUACCAAAAAAAGGCAGAGGAAUUAGCAAUACAAAAGUCAACAGAAGGUAGAGAAGGAAGAGCUGGCUAAUAUUUCAAAAGCAAGCAAUUAAAGUUGCAAUCCAAAACACACAAGGUAGUAAGUCCCAUUGAACUCAAUGGAGCUUACUUCUGAGUACACAUGUAGUGGAUUGUAGCCUUAGUGUAUGCGUUUUUUCCCUAAGGAACUGCUAUUCAUAGACUGCUACUGUUAAGAAAACCUGAACAAGUCUUUCCAUUAAUUGUGCUCCUCUUACUUUGCUGUAAGAAAUUAAAACACCCCCUGUGGUACAAGUUGGCAGUGGGACUUAAAAUGACUUGUUUGUGCCCUUUUCUGAAUCAGUCAUCAGAUGAUAGGAAUAUAAUACGAUCACUCUGAGAAUAUAAGUAGAACUUGCUUUAAUCUAACUUUCCUUUUCUAACAUGAUGCUUUAGAAGUGGCAUUGUUUUAUAUCUCCAGCUGAUUUUUUAAAGACAUCUGGGUGCAUUCUCUUUGUUGUCAUUCAACUUGAACCCUUGUAGAAAUGUCUUGGUUCUUCAAGCAAAGCCUCUUCCUACCACUGUGAGCACAUCACUAGAAAAGCCCAUUAACGUCCCAACUUACCAGUAUUUUAAUUUUUGUUCACAUUCAUUACUUGAGAACAAAUUCACUGAAAGUGGCUAUUUGCAUAUGGAGAUGUUUUGAGAACCUGUUUGUGGGUUUUUUCCAGGUGAGUUUUUAAUAAACAUUUCCCUGAGGAUUUUAA